AUGAGAGGCGAGGAAACAGAUCCGGCCGUGUCGGCAGAGCAGGGCAUCGUAUCCCUGUUCCUUGCCAUUGCUAGUGGCAUCAUGGCAAUCAUCACUGCCACGGAAACGCAUUUGGCAGUGGCUCCCAUCCAGCUUCAUGCCUGUGUAGCCUUGCAUGCCUUGGCUUUCAAGAAUCCCGACAUAGAAACUACCAUUGCUGAUGGAGGUGGCAUCAAGGCAAUCAUCACUGCCAUGGAAAUGCAUUUGGGAUCAGCUGACAUCCAGGAACGUGCAUGUUUUGCAUUGGACACAUUGGCUUCCAGGGGUCCCAACAUACAGAUUUCCAUUGCUGAUGGAGGUGGUAUCAAGGCAAUUGUCGCUGCCAUGGAAAAGAAAAGCAUUCAGCGUGUGCAAAUGUCCAGAAAAUUUCCUCUCAUGCAUUGUACCACUUGUCAGUCAAGAAUCCUGACAUACAAACUUCCAUUGCCAACGCUGGUUUUGUUCGGCAGGUUAGCAUAG
Molecule: messenger RNA, 498 nt
Organism: Seminavis robusta
Lineage: Eukaryota; Bacillariophyta; Bacillariophyceae; Naviculales; Naviculaceae
Source: the annotation of a GenBank genome assembly